AUGUUGCUGUUCGAUUAUACACGACUUGUCAUUCUUCUUACUCUCAAUUACUUUUGCCGCCCUCUUUCGGCUGCUCAACAAGACCCACUUCAAGGUUGUGAAGAGUUCCCAUCAAAGCCAGUUGAUUGUGAGCGAUUCCCUGACAGCCUGGAAUGUGAUGGUCGUCAUCAUCAGAUCCAGGUAAAACCUUGCACGUACAUCAUUACCCUCAAAUCAAAAUUCUUCCCCUCCGAAUUGGCGGUUCUAUGUGGUUGGCCAAGACACACCCUUCCAUGUAUGCUUAACAAUGGUGAAAGCUGUGAUCUCUUUCCGAUGGAAUUUUCAGAAUACGAGCUUGCCUACUUACAAUUGAUAAAUAUAGAAUUGGAGGUUAGAAUUACCUACCUUCAUCGUCAAUAUGCUAAAGGCGUAAAUCUGUCAUUGGAGACACAAAGAGAAGUUGAGCAGAUUACAUCUGAUAAUCUCUAUUGGUUGUGCUCACGAAAAUGUAUUAAUUCAACUUGCGUAUUCGAUGCGCAGCUGCGACCACAGAGGAGAAGCCAUGUCCUUUCACCCAGUAUGACUGCUCUAACGACAGAAUACCCUGACGUUCGUCGGGGUGGACUAAUUAAGAUCCUCCUCCCAGUUGGGAAUCCAUUCUCGUUUCUUUUUCUCACUGCGAUGGCAUUCAACAGAAAAUCGCCUCUGCCUGUCCUUCUCCUUGCCCUGAAUUGCCUCUUCAUGUCUAUUUUGGCAACUAAACUUAAUAGACUUCAAGAAUGGGACGAUUUUCCGCCAGAGCCUGCUGACUGUGAAGAGUAUCGUGUUGACAGUGCAGAUGUAUUCCUAAAAACAUCCAAUGAAUGCACAUAUACUGUCACCCUCAAGUUAAACCUCUUCCCGAAUGAACUGGCCGUCCUCUGUGCUCGGCAAAGACCAACUCUACCCUGCCUUAUCACUAAUGGGGAAGGCAACUGCAAAAUAGAUCCUAUGGAAUUCUCCGAAUUCGAACUCUAUUUACUUGACAUUGUAAAUAGAGAGUUGCAGAUGCGCAUUUACCGUCUUCAGCAGCAACAAUACAGGGGACUACAAGUCUCCCUAGACACUCGGGCUGAAGUGCAGCAGAUAAUAUCUGACAACUUGUAUUGGCUGUGUUCUCGAAAAUGCAGCAACUCAACUUGCGAAUUCGACGCGGAAUUGAAAUCUCAGAGGCGGGUGAUGGGAAAUGUUCCGAGGUUGACAUCUUUAAUUACAAAUUACCCGAAGCCACGCCGUGGUCGACAGAUUGAAAUAUACCUUCCCAUUGGGCCAGAUGAAAUCGCCCGUCUUUUGCGGAAAAAUGCGCCCUUUAGGCACUUGCCUGUCUCUUCUCUACCCCUCACUACUCAGAUGGGAAUCAAUCAACGAAUGUCUCUUCUUGUUCUCAUUCUUGUUCUCAACUACCUGUUACUCCCUAUCACGACUACCGUUAUCCUUCAGCCCGGAGUUAAAUUUAACAGACUUCAACUAUGGGAAGACUUCAUGCGGGAACCAAUUGAUUGUGAACAGUUUCCCGACAGUCCUGAGUGUGAAGAUCCGUAUCAGAGGAAAUCUAUCCACUGCACUUACACUGUAAAUCUUCGUUCAAAAUUCUACCCCACAGAGGAAGUUUCUCUAUGUGGUCGACCCAGACAAUCUCUCCCUUGUCAAAUGCACGGUGGCUCGGAAUGUCAACUGCCUCCAAUGGAAAUUUCUGAAUAUGAUCUACUCACCCUAUAUGUCAUCAACCAGGAGUUGCAAGCGAGAAUCCUUCGUCUUCAAAGUCAACAGGAUACAGGCCUGGAUCUUUCCCUCGAUAUUCAACGAGAAGUUGAGCAAAUAAUUGCUGACAAUGUUGCCUGGUUGUGCUCACGAAGGUGCAACAACUCAUCCUGUGAAUUCAACGCGGAUUUGCAACCUCAGAGGAAAGGUGUUGGCAGCAUUACUCGAAUGACUUCCCUAGUAACGGAGUAUCCCUUCUUUCCGGGUACUAGGCGUAUUGAAAUCUUCCUUCCAAUCGGCUCGUUCGAAAUCUCCCGAUUAUUGAGGAAAGCCACGCCUUUCCGACAUCUUGCUGUCUCCUCCCUUCCUCUUACCGUUUCGUGCCACAAGAACUGA
Messenger RNA from Rodentolepis nana, 2115 nucleotides. Lineage: Eukaryota; Metazoa; Platyhelminthes; Cestoda; Cyclophyllidea; Hymenolepididae. The record is from the annotation of a GenBank genome assembly.